Molecule: messenger RNA, 8884 nt
Organism: Apis cerana (Asiatic honeybee)
Lineage: Eukaryota; Metazoa; Arthropoda; Insecta; Hymenoptera; Apidae
Gene: wake
Product: ankyrin repeat and fibronectin type III domain containing protein wide awake
Biological process (GO): signal transduction; establishment of mitotic spindle orientation; regulation of establishment of bipolar cell polarity
Cellular component (GO): spindle
Molecular function (GO): protein binding
Source: RefSeq, a predicted model, not a curated record
CCCAUUUUAUUCGUUGACAAACUAUCCCGGCCAAUUUACAGGUUUCCACGCUGUUUCCAGCGUGGUUUAUGGGCAAAGUUCGCCACCUAGUUGCUUUCUUACAUUUCUUUUUAGCCUUGUAUCGGUGAAAAGUGUUCCAUCCGUGCGAUAAAAACGUUUCGAGACGCGGUAAUGUUUGUAACGCGUUGUCACACGUUUGUGGACCAUUUACGAUAAUCGCAAGAAGAGAAGUAGGGAUUUUUUUUUUGUCAAACGAAUCUCGUUUCACGAAUUCGUUUUCACAUCGACUCUCUCAUAAUAGAUAUUAAAAACUCAGUUUUGUUAAAUCGAGUUAAGAGAUUAGGUAUCUUCCAAUCUCCUGUUUCGGAAUUUCUUUCGUCCCCAUUCAUAGCCGAAAAAUUAAACAACGGCAAGACAAUUGCAUAAUAGCCUUAUAAAUUUCGCCCCUAUUAUCGUCCAUCAUAUCUUUAAUAACCAUAAAGAAAUCGUUACGGAUCCCUUUAUCCCCAAUCUCACGAAUUACGCCCCAUCAAAUGCUACUAACCAGAUAUUUCUGGAUAACGGUGUAGCGUAUGUACCCUUCAAACAUCUCUCAAAAAUUCCAAUUCGAAAAUCAAUCGAAUCGAUGAAGAGAAAUUAUUAUACACCUCUGUUGGAGAAUGACGGAGAUGAGAGAAGAUGGAAGUCGAAUCGAGUCUCCGUUUCCCCGACACUCGAACCCCUUAAACUUGCAUCAUCCUUUUCGAGGAUCAGGCUCGAUGCAACGCCCUUACUAGAGAUCUUGCUCGAUCCGAGCAACGAGUCACGGACGCUGGCAAUAAGUUUGAUUGGGCUAACAAAUUGUCACUCUCGUCUCGAGGAGGAAGAGGCGACGUUCACCACUCCACUUCUUCGUAAUAGGCAAUUGCGGUUGGCGCACUGGAAUCGGUCGUGUCCUAAGUAAAUAAUAAAAUCGUUGCUCGCUCGAGCCAACCAGUCCAUCGUGCGACACGCGUUCAUACGGGUUCGUUCGUUCGUUCGUUGGUUCGGCUCGUCCCUCUUGGAAUCCAACCUCUUGGAAAAUUUCCCCAUGUAUUCCGUGAAAUUGCGGAUCCCAUCUCCCUCCCUCCCACCUCGAAUAUGAAAUUUCACGUUGAACGUAGCGUUUGGUGAAUAAUUCAACGGUUUGGCGAGCUCGAACGGCGAUACUCGAUGCUCGAAACGGACGCAAGAAUUACGUUAGGAUAUUAUAGGAUCUCGAAACGCGUUAUUCGUUUUAUCGUGGCAUUGAUUUCUUCCCUUUCUUUCCUUUUCUUCUCCUCUUUCAACCACUAUUAUUGGCACCUUCGAUUCUCCAGCGUUUGUAAGUUAUCGGUGUUUUUUUAACGACGUCGUAAGGAGACGGAUAUAUUAACCUCGAUGAGAAACGGAGAAGUGUGGGAUACGAAGGUGAUUUAUAUCUUUAUAUCGGAGGAGAGCGUAGUUGGAGAUGUUAAAAAUUUUUAUCCUUUUAAUCGUUUAUGGAAAAAAAUGUUGAUCGUGUUUCCGUUGAAAGAAAGACUGCUUCGGGGGAAGAAUAAUUAAAUCGUCCUUAUAUCAUACGUGAAUACAUAUACUCGUCGAUUUUUCAGCUUUAUCGAACCAAAGAGGUAGCUGAAGGGAUAUAUCCGAAGGAGAAUCGAAUCUGACUGAAAGUCUUCCUUUGCCAAAGAAAUACGAAUAUAUAAUAUAUAAAUUUAUACAAACGAUCGAGGAAAUAUAUUUUAUCGUUCCUUCCUCUUCUUUUUCUCGGAAUAAUCCGCCAAAGUUGAACGACUACGGGGAAAAACUACAGAGUAGUUUGCGCGAGUGAAACGUGAUUUCGUGAUUAGAUUGGAUAAAAUUUGAAGGAAAGAGAAAGAAAAGGUUGGAGACAAGGGACCGUGAGUGGCAAAAGGUAUCGAUUGGCGAAACGUCGAAAGAUCCUCCAGAUGAAAUUUCGCAAAUUGUCCACGUCCAGUCCGAAAAUGGAAUUGCUCUCGAGGCGGUCGUCGAGCGACCGGAUGUCGACCUUGAAACGGUCGAGGUCCUUUCGAGCAUCGAUGAAGCUGAUGUCGAAGCUGCGUAGCCGAGCGAGCAUGCGUUUAAACGGUGGUUUCGAUCUGUCUCCGUCCAAUUUGCAACAUUCGAAAAGGAAACGGGACAAAUUGAGCCUGGUGGAGGAGGGGGUCGUCUCGCCCCCCAUCACCAACAACAACAACAACAACACUGUCGAUUCUUCCAUCGAAAAUCCUCCUUCGAGGACCGAUAACGAGACUCCUCCUGUUCCUCGGGACGACCGCCUCUCCUCGACCCUCGAGUUCGAGUCGCGAAAGAUCGCCAAGGAGUUGAGCAAAUUGUGCCUUGCAGACCUGAUAACGGAGAAAAAUCGCAAGUGUCGAGGGAGCAGAAAGAUGAGCGACGAGAUCUCGCCUAAAGUGACGACGCGCCAUAUGUUUCGUUGGAGGAGGAGCAACGGGGAGGAGGGGGAGGAGGAGGAGGAGGAGGAGAGCGAGGAGAAAAAGCGCGCCCCUUUUCCAUGGACCACCGCCGGUGGCCACGUGUCCUACGAGAACCCGACUUUUCGCCUGGACGCCUCCCUCGACUCGUCCAUGUCCGCCUUCUUCUUCGAAUCCGAGAACUCGGGUCGCGUUGCGAACGAGGGCGACGAGUGCAAGGACGAUAGAGGAUACGCGGAGGAGCGUUGGCCGGGCGGCACCGCGUCGACGAAUUCGAAGAACGACACGAGGAAGGGGCGAGAAUCGGAGGUGGGGCUCGAGGACGAUUGCCGGCGAGCGAGCGAAUUCGAGCGGGGCUUGUUGACCGGCGCGAAGGCGAGAAGUUUGUCGGUGAACGACGUGGUGCUGCGGGACGAGGAGGUGGCGAGCAGCUUGGUGUUGAACAAGUUGGGGUGUCUCGACGACGGGGAGGCGUCGAAGGGGCGCAAGUCGUCCGAGAAAAUUAGGAAAACUUCGGUUUGCUCGUCCAAGUCGUGCAGGAUCAGGACGGUGGACAAUAUCGCCAACUUUUGGACGAACGCACGGGGCGGCAGCUUUCGUAGCAAGGUCUCGGUCGGGAGGAAGAAGUCGAUCAAAGAAUCGAGGGAUUCGCACGAUUCCCUGGGUCAGGAUAGGGUACUCGUUACGACCACCUCUGGAUCAACUCUUUUCGCCGCAGUGGAGCAUGGGCACCUGGACAAAGCCAGAACGAUUUUAGAGUCGACGGACGUAGACGUGAACAGCGUGAACAGCGACGGUCUGUCACCCCUGGAUGUUGCGGUGCUCAGCAACAAUAGGCCGCUUGCAAAAAUGCUGGUCGCGUUCGGUGCACAGGAGGGUAACCAGUUCAAAUCUCCGGAGUCCCUGGGCAGUCAUUUGGCUUCGUUGCUGCUGGAGGCGGAACACAGAGUUCAAGAACUCGGCGGGAGUACUUCCGGUAGCGGCGGCACUACCCUCCUCGAACCACCGACCAGUCAUAGAUCGAGCUUUUCGUCGCAGCACAACAAUCUCACGGGAUGCGGUGGUAGCGCCGAGGACAAGCAACUCGCCUUGUGGGAGAGAAGAGCUAGAGCGCUUAGAAAAAUGUUGCUCGGAUUCGAUCAAGCUAGACCGCCAGACAUGCCCUUCCUGGUGGCUGUGGACGUGACAGGAACAAAUUCGGUAACCGUGAGAUUCCAGGAGCCAGAUUCCCACGAUUCUCCUAUCUGCACGAAAUUCAAGGUCCAGUGGAGCAUCAAAGAGGACUUCUCGGUGAUCUGCGGGGAGAGGGAGGUUCUGGAUAUGAAGCAGAGGGAAUGCAGGAUCGACGAUCUGAUUCAAGGGCAGAAGUAUUACUUUCGAGCGGCUGCUGGCAAUUUAAAGGGCUACAGCAGGUUCAGGAAUUCGACUCCUGCCCACGUAACGCCCAGUAGUUGGAGGGACAUAGAUGGCAGAGUGCCAAGGUUUGCUGGCCGAUUGGAACAGUUGAAUACUUUGUUCACGGACAUAAGACGGCCAGAGUACACCCAAGAGACGCCGGCCGUGCAGAGGCGUAAUCACAAGAAGAAAACAACGAUAAAGCAGCUGUUCACGGCGACGAGCAAGUUCCAGAAGAACUUGAGGCGCGGUGUCUUCCUCGCUUGCUUGCUCUACCACGAGGAUAAAGUGUUGGUGACAAACGAGGAUUUCUUGCCUGUGAUCGAAGUCGACGAGACUUAUCCUAGCUGUAUUUACAACGAUUUCCAUUGGCUUAUGAAAGUUGGUUGCACGUGGGACGAUGUUAAGAUUCUUCGUCAAGACAUGGAGAAAAGUCACAGCAGCUCGACCAAUCACUUCAGGAUAAAACUUUUACAGGCUGCUGCGCAAAUGCAGGCAGCACUAUGUAUACAGGAUCUUGGCCAAUUGUAUCAUAAACCUAUUAGAGAUGUUCAAGGGACUUUGGUCUUCUCCACGGUGAACUACGUAAAAUCGCCAAAAUUGAUAUCGGUGUUGAACAGCAGAUGGUUGCCACUCAGCAAAGUCACGAAGAAAGUCAUUAUUCACGAAGACAGUAACGUAGCGGAUAUUUUAAUAGCCAGUAUACAGGAGCAGAUGACUUACCAUCAAGUUAGCAGUAUCAAAUUAUCGAAGGGACUUUAUCUCGGUUAUUUGAAGAUGCAGAGUAGCGUCGAUCUUAUUCAAGUCGUGGUACCCGCGAAAUCGCCUAACGUUUUGCCUCAUUGCAAGAUCCGCGACAAUCCACACGUUUCUGCCGAAGAAUGGGAUUAUUUGAAAAGGAUAACUCGCAUUCACGCAUCAGACGCAUCGGUUAAAGAUUGCGAAGAAAAAGAAAACGUAACGAACGAGUGCCAAGGUACGGAACAGCAAAAGUUGUUUGUCGAUCUGGUCGCUGCUACGGCAAGACGUUUGUUCAAUUACAUGGAAAUUAGCCCCGAAGAUUCCUUGCUCCAUCGGCUCUACGACGCUGAAGUUAUCGAUCUGACUCACGAUGUAUCCUUUCUGAUCGCUGUGCCUCCUGCAGAGACCGCUUGUUGCGUGCCUGGAACCAGAGAAAUCCUUCUACAACGUGGCGAUCUUCUGUCCUUGCCUAUUCAAGUAUUUGAAAUGGUCCAUUUAAAUACUUAUCAGAAGGAUGUGAUCAACAGAUACUCAAGAUUAAGUUGCAUUCUGGAACUCGACACGGCGCAAGCGCAAUACAACCACAGAGAAGCUUUUAGCUCUCUGGAGUUAAGCGUGGCGAAGGAUAAAUUGGCCAGGCUGCAGGAUCUUCAGACUCAAGUGAACACCGUGUGGAAAGGAGCUAGGUGGCUCAUAGAUGUGAUCACGUUCGCCAGAGAUCGAGGCUUUUCGCAGCAGAGCGGCUCGUCACAAGUUGGGAUUUCGAUGAAGCAUUUGCUGAGCCUCGACAGAAACAAAAGCAACAAUAACAGCAACAGUCUGAAGAGGAGUUUGCUUCAAUUACCGCCACGCGAUCCGAAGUUGGUUAAAUCUAGUCCAGGUCGAGGCAGUUGGCCAGGGCCUAACAUGUCCAAUUCUUCCUCGAAUCUACUCACCACCGAAUUCAGUAAAAGCGAGCAACAAUUACCCAGUGGGCAGUACAUUCGAAAAGGCAGCAACACUUCCAACGUAUCCACCGGCUCGGAACCCCCAAAGUCCUCCCUACCCAUGAGUAGCGCCAGCAAUCUUAGCAACGCAACCAGCGCUGGCAGCAACAACCAUCUGGUACCGUUGCAGAACACCAGGUUACCGCCUUCCAAAUCCGAGGACACUUUGAUCCUAACGAAAUACAAACACAGUCCUAGAAACAGGUCGGCUACGAUCACAUCCGCCUCGGCCAGCACCAGUCCUUUACUCAGCAUAAAGCCCAUCAUCUACGGUGGCUCGCUCUUAAGCGUGUCAACAGCGAUGACAAAUACGACGAGUCUGUUGAGCGUCAGCAACAACACCAAUUCCGAUAGUUUGCACUCGCUCAGUAGCGAUGAAUAUUCCACGCCUAACUCGAGUGUCUGCAUCAAGAGCGGACACGCGAAGAGCAAAUCGACCAAACCGACCGCUAGUGUCGCGGCCACGGCGACUGGUUCGUUGGAGAGUCAAUUGGAGGAGGAAAAGGACGAAGCGACGAUGAUGCCGGCUCCUCUGCCGGGCAUUCUUCAGGUUUACGCGGCCUACGAAACCGGUCUGGCUUCCGGAACCAGCCUCAAAUUACACGUUACCCCGAGGACCACAGCCAGGGAAGUUGUGAAUCUAGUUGUGAAGCAGUUGAACAUGGCGGUAGUUUUGAAAGGCCAAGAAGGCCCCGUUUACACGGCUGACGAGCUGCCAAAUUUUUGUUUGGUGGCUGUGAUUGGUGCUAGAGAGCGUUGCCUGAGGGAUGAUUUCAAACUGCUGCAACUUCAGAACCCCUGGAAAAAGGGUAGAUUGUACGUGAGGCAGAAACAAGACGUCCUUGCAGCCCUUGAGCACAGCAGCAAGCAUACCGCGUAUUUAUAGCAUAAGUAACGAAGAGAAGGAAAGAAACGAAAUGUGAUUGCGCGGUUGACGAUAUCCAUUAAUGUAAGGAACGCUGCGUUUCAUUAAUAAUUGGCGAUCAAAAGCCAAAGAUCACUCUUAGUAUGAUGCAUUCUGUGCCUCGUAAGAUUUAAGAUUAGGUUAGGUAAAGUUUUUUUUUUUCUUUCUUUCUUUUACAUUUCUUUCCUCUUUUUCGUUCAUUUUUAAUACAGGAUAAAGAAUACAGAUCUCCCCCGAUCGGUCAACGAGACACAGGAUACAUCGAGAUGUACAUAAAAACAAACGCUUGGCUACGAGAAAAAGUUUUCAGUUGUAUCUUUCGAGGCUCUAAAUAAAUUACACGUAAUUAGGUAGGGAAAUGAGAGGGAGGAAAGACGAUCGUCUUAAAAGGGCGAGAAUUAAAAAUUGCGCGAAUCCAGAGUACAUUCCAACCAAGUUUCGAUCCGACGUAAUGUAAUUUCACGCUGAUGGAUUAGAAUAGCGUUGCAAGAAAAUGGAUAAUACUCAAGGUAUAUCGUAUUGUUAUAUUUUAGAUAUCGAUCUCAGUGUUUUGCUCGAUAUAUUAUCGUUUUGCACGCGUCUCCUAUUAUAAAUUCGUCAGAUGCUUAAGAGAUCUCAUUGUUAUCCUAACAAUUCGACGUGUCCGGGUGAUGCGCAACAUUCGUUCUUUCUUAUUUUUAUCGACAAAUUAUCUUUCGCAAAAUUGCUACGUUCCGAUAAAAUAUCUUGGACACGUCGAAUGAAACUGAGAGAGAGAGAGAGAGAGAGAAAGAGAGAGAGAGAGAGAGAGAGAGAGCACAAACUUACGAAGAACAGAAAUGACUUUAUAUUUUAUAUUUUUAAAAAUCUAUCCAAUCAUGUCCGAGAAUUUAUUUCAACGAGUAAAUUCUACCUGUCUAAGCCUUUGAUUCGAGAGAUACGAUUCCUUCUCAUCGAUCCUUUCUUUCGCGUUCUAUCUUCAUUAUUUCGAUCCAUGAAAAGAUUUUCCUUCGUUUAUUUUCUUCUUUUCUUGGUUUGCAAACAAUGGGAACAAUGAAGGCGUCCCGAAUAUUAUAAUUGAAAGUCGCUAAAAUUUAUUAUUAAUAUGGCGAUGACUGGGACAGGACUUACAAUUAAUUAUUAUAAUAUUAAAACAUAGACGAAACGUGAUUCGUAUAAAAGAGGCUUAUAGACUGUUGCGUAGAAAUAAAAGAAAAAGUAUUAUUACGAUUACUAAGAUUUUUAUUCCCGCCGAGAUUGCGAACAGCAUUGUUAAACGAAUGUAUUUCUUAUUCUUUAUUCUUGAAUUCACGUAUUCUACUACUACAUUGAUUAUUUGUUUCGCGUUCUUCGCGCAACAUGUGAUGUUUCCUGUCUUGUUUGUACAAUUUUCCUUCCUUUCUUUCGUCGAACGAGCAUUGUACGCGUAUUUCUUUAUUAUUAUUAUUAUUAUUAUUAUUAUUUACUUCUUCGUCAGAGAGGAAAAGCGCAACGAGAUCGAUCUUGUCGACGAUCUUGUUAAAACUCCAGGCAACUCGUGGACUUCCUAUUAAGCGACCUAGACGACGCGUUGGUGAUACGAAUAUGAUGCAGAGCAGAUUGUAAAAUAUACCCUAAUCGCAUGAUAUCACUGUUCGAUAUUUGGCGUAGCAUAAAAUAUUUCAAGUUUCCUAGGGCAAAGAUGAUAUACAAAGAUUUUUCAUUUAUACGAGUAAUCGAAGAUCGACGUAUAGAGCAAAUGUGCAAGAUUCGUUAGGAAUUGUCUUUUUGUUGUAUAUUCGAGGAUAGAUGUAAGAAGAGUUGUUUGCAUCGCUAUUGGAUCCGUCCUUUAUCUCUAAAUAAACGAAACAUCAAAAUUGGAUUCCCUUCGCUUGAACACGAUUGAACAAUGGUAUCAUGGAUCGAGGGGCCAUCUAAGUUUAAACGAGAAUAUACAAUGCAGAUAUUUUUUUAUCGAGAAAACAAAAAAAAAGAGAGGUAGGAAGGGAGGAGGAAACGAAAAAGAUUUAUACUUAUAUUUUGCCAGAGCGCGUACUCGUUAGAGAUUUAAUCGAGGAACCGCGAUUCGCACGAGAAAUACGAGAAAUCUGUCUGCGUGUCGAGCAGAAAUAUAACUAAGCAGAGAUGAAGAUGUGUGCAAUGAGUGGCAAAAAUAGAGGAAGAAUGCUGAGAAAGAUCUUAAUAGAACGCUAGAAAAAUUUAUUAGCUCUACCUGAGUGUUUAUCGAUGUUGAGUGUAAAAUAAUCAUUAGCAGUUAAGUGUUAUCGUGGGAGGAAAACGAAUUUCGAGACUUGAGAAGCCCUGAUUUUCCUCUCAGACCGGGAGUUCCAAAAAAAAAGAAACGAGAAGAAUGAACGAACUACUUGUAAAUAUUCAAAGAAAUCUAUGUAUGUAUAAAAUAUAAAUGAAAAUUAUCGAAGAAA